UUGAUGGUCUACGCGAUGUCCUAAAAUCAUUUUGUGGAAAAUUUGAAGUUUGUUGUUAUUAGUGACAACCUAUUCAUAAUUAAUUUAUGAAAGCUUCGCGAUAAUUACUAUUCCAGGCGCUAGGCAAGAUUAUUUGGCCGUGGUCAGCCUGGAAGCGUUCGGUCGCUAUUAUACAGUUCGAGCGGUGUACGGUAGCCAUCUUGGAAUCGAACAAAGCUUCAGAUGUGUAGUUUGUCUGUUUAUCAAUAAUUUUUGUGCAUUUUAUUGUAAAUAGUUUGUAUGUUUAGGAUAUGUACGGAACGUUCGUCCACAUGUGUAAAUAGCUAUGGCUGCGACAAGAAAAUUACAAGGUGAAAUAGACAGGUGUUUAAAAAAGGUAACGGAAGGCGUGGAGACGUUUGAGGACAUUUGGCAGAAGGUGCACAAUGCGACCAACAGCAACCAGAAGGAGAAGUAUGAGGCGGACCUUAAGAAGGAGAUCAAGAAGCUCCAGAGGCUACGGGACCAGAUCAAGUCCUGGAUCGCCUCCGGGGAGAUUAAGGAUAAGAGUACACUUUUAGAAUAUAGGAAACUAAUAGAAACGCAAAUGGAAAGGUUCAAAGUGGUAGAACGAGAGACGAAGACGAAGGCGUACUCCAAAGAAGGACUAGGGGCGGCACAGAAGUUGGACCCCGCGCAAAAGGAGCGAGAAGAGAUGUCUUCGUGGCUUGUAUCUUCCAUUGACGCGCUUAAUUUACAGGUUGAUCAAUUUGAGUCUGAAGUAGAGUCACUGUUAGUUGGUAAGAAGAAACGGCUCGACAAAGAGAAGCAGGAUCGCAUGGAGGAACUUAAACUUAAGUUGGAGAAGCACAGGUUCCACAUAAAGAAGCUCGAAACACUAUUGCGCAUGCUCGACAACAUGUCCGUUGAGGUCGAACAGUGCGAAUGUACUUGGCAGAUAAAGAGAAUAAAAGAGGACGUGGAGUACUACAUAGACUCGUCACUAGAGCCUGGGUUCGAGGAGAAUGAUUACAUCUACGACGACAUAAGCGGGCUGGCGGAGAUUGAGCUGAGCGGCGUCGGGCUGCCCUCCUCGGCGACCACGGACAGUAACAACAGCAACGACUCUGCUGGAUCACCCACAAGCAUACUCUCAGGUACAAGUCCCAUAACGUCGCCAGGCCUAGAGAUCCAGAACCACUCCACAGACUCCAUAGACGUCGAGAAGAAGAAGAAAGAAGAAGUCAUAGCGAAAUGUGUGUUUGACCCCCAGCCCGUGAAGCCGCUGCCCGUGCGCGCAGUGAAUGCGGGCGCGGUCAGUAACAGCGCGCCCAACGUCAGUUCCUUGCUCAACAACUCACAACCUUCUACCAAUAGUAUAAACAACUCCGUGGUGUCGGGCGCGUCGACGCCCAGCAAGCCGGGCGCCGCGUCGCCGCCCCACGUGCCCCACGUGACCCACACGCCCCAUGCGACGCAUGCGCCGCAUGUGACGCACGUGACGCACACGCCGCACGCGCAUCUCCCGCCGCACAACGCGCACAAGCCCAACGCGACGGAAGCAGUGGAGAAUGGCCCGGCGUGCGGCGCGGCGCACCCCGCGCACCCCGCACACCCCGCGCCGCACGCGCCGCCCACGCAGCCGCCGCCGACGUCGAAGAGUUCGUCGGUGGGCGGCGGGCCGGCCGCAGCCAGCGAGGCCGCGUCCCCGCUCACCGUCAACGGGCCCUCGCAGCCCGCGCCGCACCACACGCCCGUACAUACCGUCAACAACGGGCGCGCCAGCGACGCCAGCAGCGCCGCGUGCGGGUCUCCGCCCGCCGCCGCGCCCGCCACCGCCUCGCUCAAGAGCAUGGCGCAGGAGGCCGUGCAGCGGGCCGGCCUCGACCAGCACCACGGACAGAACGCACGACGAGGGGUAGCGACGGCGCAGGCGCACAUUCCUCCGUUACUCGGCGUCGCGCCGCUCGGACCCUUACCGUUAAGUUCACAGGAGCACCAGCUGCAGUUCCAGAUGAUGGAGGCGUCGUUCUACCACAUGCCGCACCCCUCCGACUCGGAGCGCACGCGCGUCUACCUCCCACGGAACAUCUGCCAGACGCCGCUAUACUACAACCAGGUGCUGCUUCCGCACUCGGACUCGGUGGAAUUCUUCCAGCGGUUGUCUACGGAGACGCUGUUCUUCGUCUUCUACUACAUGGAGGGGACGAAGGCGCAGUACCUCGCCGCCAAGGCGCUCAAGAAGCAGAGCUGGCGGUUCCACACCAAGUACAUGAUGUGGUUCCAGCGACACGAGGAGCCAAAGGUCAUCAACGAGGAGUAUGAACAGGGCACAUACAUCUACUUCGACUACGAGAAGUGGGGCCAGCGGAAAAAGGAGGGCUUCACCUUCGAGUAUAAGUACUUAGAAGACCGGGACUUGAACUGAGCGGAUAGUGUAGUGACGCGCCGCGCGCCGCGGCCGGACUGUGUCAGUGACUCGUGCAAUGGUUUUGGACUCAGUGAUCAGUGCUUUACACAGUGCAGUGUAUGAAGGAAUUGUGCAGUACAUAGCGCCGGCCCGGCCGCCGUGCGCCGCGGUCUGCUGUGUGGAACGCCCGCGCCCGCCUCGCCGCCGCCGCCGCCCUCCGACACUGUGAUUGUGUUACUUCGCAUCAAUUCCACUUGACAGUAUUUUAAAUGAACAAUCGGUUCAGUCUUCUGUGAUGUGAAUAAAAGUUUUAAAUCAGACGACUCAUCAAGCAUCAUUUAUACUUUGUGUACCGCAGCUGGCAGUAGUAUUAUUGUUGAGAAUCGAAUGUUUAUCGAACGGCAUGGAAACGAAACGCGAAUAUGUCAUGUGAUGCAUUACUAAUAUAUUUUGGUUGACAAGUUAACAUUGGGCCAUGAAUAAAUCAAUAGUUGUUUGUUAAAGUUUAAACGCCAUGAGACACCCGUCGUUGGUGGUGUCUGUAGCACACUAUGUAAUGUACUUAGCGCCUCUUAUGAUAACUUGUCAACCAUGUUCAACCGCGAGCCGGUUGAUAUAAAAAGCCAAUGUGAUAUUGAUAUAAGACGUGUGGGCUGUCUUCGGAUAUGCGAUGUGUUCACACCUGCCACUGAGAAUUUAUUCCUUUCCUGAUUCUAUUGAAUGGAAAGUGGUUGAUCUGAAGUCAUCGCAAGUGACCCGUACAACACACAGUGCCCGUAUGCAGGAUUGCUAUGAAGGAGUGGUCUAUUUCUCAUUUAUUUUGUAUCCUAACUAAGCAGCAAUAAGUAGAUUUGUAACGCUAGAAAGCAUUAUUUUGGAGGAGGUGUAAAUAAAGUUCAAUUUAGAACAUACCCUUGCUGUGUGUUGUGAGGGUCACUCCCUCUAAACAUCUUCCUGUUUGAACACUGCACUGUCUUAAAAAUCAUACAAUUAAAUAUGUAGAUCUCCGGUAUAUUAAGUGUCUUGCUCAUGGACAUCACUAGAUAAACAUCACAGUUUAUUUUUAGGUCUAGAUUGAAAAGUUUGACACUAGUUUUGAUUUUAUCGCCAAAAUUGUGUUCAAAAUAUCACGGCUCCUUCCAGUGUAGUGUUUAAACGUUAAAUUUUAUACUAGUCUUAGUAUCUCAGCCUACUAACGUAAGUGCAAGUCACAAUCUAUUGAACCCAUCUGAAGGCAACCCGGACAUUUGUUUUAAACUUUUGUAUAGUGAGCAUCGACAUAGGAGUUAUUUUAAGCUAGCUCUCAUGUACUACAGUUCAGUGCGAACCAUAUUCAAUCGUAUCUAAUAAUUUUGCUUAUUCCAAACUGCAGUUUGAUAUGGAAACAUGUUCUGUGCACAUGUUUCUAUAAAAAACUUUGUUUUCAUAACGCAAGAUUGGAGUUCGAUUAAAUGUGGUUCGUUCUUCAGUUCGACUGCAAAGUACAACCUAUCUCUAAGAACAGUUGGUCUCAGCUAGGUUAAGUAAGCCUCGAGUGUUGGCCUAGCAGUGUGGACGAGCCAAUAUUCCUAAGAGAACACGGUUAUAGGUGGCCAGACGCGGGCCCUCCCGGGAGCGAAGGGACUAUAUGAGGGUGUAGGUGACCCCUACCUCCAAUGUAGCCCUUUCACUCUAUUGUUGUGUUAAUUGUUGCAGAGCUCGCGUUUGGUCACCCAUAAUAGUUUGUGGUAGAGCAAAUGUGUGGUAUGUGUAAGCUAACAGCAGCCACAACGAGGAUCUCCAGUGUCGGAAUUUCGUUAGCUUAGUAAAAAUAAUACGCUCUUUCACCUCAGUUAUGUUAAUUUGUACCAAUCACUACAUAAUUGUGCAU
Pectinophora gossypiella (pink bollworm) is the source of this 4259-nucleotide messenger RNA. It is a transcript of the gene Not3, whose product is annotated as CCR4-NOT transcription complex subunit 3. Gene Ontology annotation, biological process: nuclear-transcribed mRNA poly(A) tail shortening; regulation of DNA-templated transcription. Gene Ontology annotation, cellular component: P-body; CCR4-NOT core complex; nucleus. Bases 326 to 2407 code for a protein of 693 amino acids. NCBI's taxonomy places the organism in Eukaryota, Metazoa, Arthropoda, Insecta, Lepidoptera, Gelechiidae. The transcript is spliced from 15 exons. The record is from RefSeq and is a predicted model, not a curated record.